This is a messenger RNA of Fibroporia radiculosa, 480 nucleotides long. RefSeq lists its product as uncharacterized. The transcript is spliced from 2 exons. Lineage: Eukaryota; Fungi; Basidiomycota; Agaricomycetes; Polyporales; Fibroporiaceae. Bases 1 to 480 code for a protein of 159 amino acids. The record is from RefSeq and is a predicted model, not a curated record.
AUGGCUGGAUCCUCAUUGUCUGCAGUUCGAUCAACAGCAUUGCAGGCUGAUGCAGCAUCUCUGGACCUGGCAUCGCUUCUCUCAUCUAUUCUACAUCCACUUGUAACACAAUCUACAAUGCGCCGGUCCGAGAUUCACAAGGAGAAGAUGCGCAAGCAAUCUCAAGAGCGUGAGAAAGACAUUCUCAAGCUACAAUUGCGACUGCAGCAUGCCUGCAACACUGGAAUGCGGCUAGCCUACAGCCACUGGGAUUCUGUGCGUCAGAUUGGCGAGACUAACCCUGAUCUUCUCGACAAGAUCAAAGCAAGUGUAGAUGCCACUAACCGGACAAUGGAGCUCAAUUCACUGAGUAGUGCGACAUUAGUGGCAGGUUCACAUCUAUCCCAUAAGAUGUCAGAGGAUCUUGAAUUGGAUCCUGAGGAUUCUGGUAACGUUGACAAGCUUGAUUUUACUCAGGACGAGUAUACUACUGAGGACUAA